This is a messenger RNA of Peronospora matthiolae, 501 nucleotides long. The record is from the annotation of a GenBank genome assembly. Lineage: Eukaryota; Oomycota; Peronosporomycetes; Peronosporales; Peronosporaceae.
AUGGGCAUCCAUGCUGUUAGCGUCAUGCUAGAGGCUCUCAAUAGAGAUGCCCAACAUGCUACUAUCGCCAAGUUCAUUCAGAAUAAACUUGACGCUGAACGCGAGAAAGUAGCCUUGCUUCACCAACAAGGUUAUCAACAAUCAGAGUUGUUGAGAGAACAAGGUGCUCAACAGUUUGAACUGUUGAGACAGCAGCAGGCUGCUGCUGGUGGGUCGACGCGAGUGCAUCGACCCGAAACCUUGAAGAUUGACAUCUCUAAGUAUAGGGGAGUCGAAGAGGACUCCCUCUUGGGAUGGUUUGUCGAAUUAGACGACGCCAUAAGGGCGCGUCGCAUCGACGACGGGGAAAUGCAAGUUGCAUUUGCCCAGUCAAAUCUGGCAGGACGUGCCAAGACUUGGGCAUUGGAGCUCAAGUUUCACGACACAUGUGCGUUUGGGUCGUUGGAAGUCUUCAAGUCGCGGCUCAGAAAAACGUUUGAACCGCCUAGAGCUGAGUUCUGA